This is a messenger RNA of Dichotomopilus funicola, 1962 nucleotides long. Its product is annotated as pyridoxal phosphate-dependent transferase. Bases 1 to 1962 code for a protein of 653 amino acids. The transcript has a single exon. Lineage: Eukaryota; Fungi; Ascomycota; Sordariomycetes; Sordariales; Chaetomiaceae. Gene Ontology annotation, cellular component: serine palmitoyltransferase complex. Gene Ontology annotation, molecular function: serine C-palmitoyltransferase activity; pyridoxal phosphate binding. Gene Ontology annotation, biological process: ceramide biosynthetic process; sphingosine biosynthetic process. The record is from RefSeq and is a predicted model, not a curated record.
AUGCCUCGAAAGCUCUCGAACCCCUUCUCGUCAUCCACCAUGUCCAGCGAGCGACGGCCAUCCCACUCAAAGGGCAACCGCCUCGCGGGCUUCUUUUCGAAAUCCAAGGAGCAGCAAGCAGUGUCGCACCACCAAGGAGCCUCGCCCCAGAUGGCUGGCUCCCCUAGCCCCCUUCCGACCAUUUCUCUGUCGGCAGUUGGAGGGGAGGAACUCAACACCGAUGAACCGCCGACCACACUCUUUGAACCCCCUUCGGCCGACGAGGCCAAGAGCCAGGAGCGCCGCGAGGCUCAGUUUGGUCCUUUACUCGACGUGAACCACCUCUAUAUUAGUGCCCACCAGGGCGGCCCCCUCGAGACCCCUAUCGAAGACGAGCCGGCUUACUACUUCGUCCUUACAACUUAUAUCAGCUACCUGCUUCUAAUUGCUUUUGGCCACGCGCGGGAUUUCUUCGGAAAGCGAUUCGGUGACAAGAAGCACUACCAGAGUCUUAAAGUGUUCAACGGCUACGCCCCCCUUAACGAUGACUUUGACAACUUUUACGUCAGGCGGCUGAAGCUCCGCCUCGAUGACUGCUUUGCCCGGCCGACUACCGGCGUCCCCGGCCGGUACAUCACUCUCAUCGACCGCAAGUCAGAUGAUUUCAACCGUACCUACAAGUACACCGGCACAUACACUCAGACCUUGAAUGUCAGCUCGUACAACUACCUUGGUUUUGCUCAAUCUGAGGGCCCUUGCGCCGACGCCGUUGAGGAGUGUGUGCGCAAGACUGGCCUCAGCUUUUGCUCCCCACGCGCUGAUUCCGGUACCUCCGAACUAGCCCUCGAGGUGGAGCGCGAGGUUGCGCAGUUUGUCGGCAAGCCCGCUGCCAUGGUGUUCUCGAUGGGUUUCGUGACCAACGCCGGCUCCUUCCCUGCGCUCGUCUCCAAGGGCUGCCUAAUCAUCUCGGACGAACUCAACCAUGCCUCUAUCCGUAUCGGCGCUCGUCUGUCCGGAGCUGUCAUCCGCUCGUUCAAGCACAACGACAUGGGAGAUUUGGAGAAGAAGCUGCGUGAAGCUAUUUCCCAAGGCCAACCCCGCACUCACCGCCCCUGGAAGAAGAUCCUCGUUGCCGUGGAGGGUCUGUAUUCUAUGGAAGGCACCAUGGUUGAUCUUCCUGGUGUCCUAGCGCUCAAGAAGAAGUAUAAGUUCUUUUUGUACGUGGACGAGGCCCACAGUAUCGGUGCCCUGGGCCCGAGGGGCCGUGGUGUUUGCGAUUACUUUGGCAUUGACCCGGCUGAGGUUGAUAUCCUGAUGGGCACUUUGACCAAGUCAUUCGGCGCCAACGGCGGUUACAUUGCGGCCGACAAGCACAUCAUUGACGGUCUCCGGAUGAGCAACGCGGCUAGUCUUUUGGGCGAAUCCGCGACCCCCUCCGUCCUGAUGCAGAUUCUCACCUCUCUCAGGCUAAUCACCGGCGAGAUCGCCCCCGGCCAAGGCGAGGAGCGUCUGCAGCGUCUUGCCUUCAACUCCCGGUACCUCCGCCUCGGACUCAAGCGUCUUGGUUUCAUCACGUAUGGUCACGAUGACUCGCCUAUCAUCCCGAUCGUGCUAUACCAUCCGGGCAAGAUGUCGGCUUUCAGCCACGAAAUGCUCAAGCGCAAGAUCUCGGUCGUGGUGGUCGGAUACCCGGCCACUCCGCUCAUCAGCUCGCGUGCCCGUUUCUGUUUGUCAUCUGCCCACAACAAGGAGGACAUGGACCGCGUCUUGGCCGCCUGUGAUGAGGUCGGUGACAUCCUGCAGCUCAAGUACUCUACCGGCAUCGCGGGCGGUCAGGAACCGCUACCGGAUGGCGUCACCCCGGAGAUGGAGAAGGAGUGGCGUCGCGCGAAUGGCCUCGAGGGUGUCAUCAAGCCACCCCGGUGGAAGCUGGAUGAUGUUAUUGAACGUGGUGUACAGGAUGCGAAGGAGCAGCUGCGGUAG